Chaetomium globosum CBS 148.51 is the source of this 1947-nucleotide messenger RNA. RefSeq lists its product as uncharacterized. Bases 1 to 1947 code for a protein of 648 amino acids. Gene Ontology annotation, molecular function: transmembrane transporter activity. The record is from RefSeq and is a predicted model, not a curated record. Gene Ontology annotation, biological process: transmembrane transport. Lineage: Eukaryota; Fungi; Ascomycota; Sordariomycetes; Sordariales; Chaetomiaceae. The transcript has 2 exons.
AUGACCGGCGCCGCCACCCCGUCCAUCACCGGACUAGACAAGGAGGAGAAGGAUUCCUUCGUGCCAAGCACUGACGACACGGCCUCCUCCAUCCACAACAUCACCACAUCACCACCCUCAAAACCCCCACCCAAUGACUCCCAACCCACCACCGUCCCCCUCCCCCAAGGCGAGGGUGACGGAAAGGGCGACAACACCACCCCGGACGCCACUACCAGCCCCCCGCCCGAAGAGACCCGCACCCCCCUCCAAACCACCAUGAUCCUGCUCGCCCUCGCAUCCGCCCUCUUCCUCGCGGCCCUCGACGUCACCAUCGUGACGGUCGCCGUCCCCACCAUCGCGCAAGAGUUCCAGAGCACCGCCGGGUACACGUGGAUCGGCUCCGCCUACAUGCUGGCGACGGCGGCGGCCGCGCCCAUGUGGGGCAAGAUCUCGGAUAUUUGGGGGAGGAAGCCGAUUAUGCUGAUUGCGGUGGCUGUGUUUUGGGUGGGGUCGUUGUUGAGUGCGGUCAGUGUGAAUAUGGGGAUGUUGAUUGUUGCAAGGGCGGUGCAGGGGGUGGGGGGUGGCGGGAUUGUGAUUUUGGUGAAUGUGUGUAUUAGUGAUUUGUUUUCGAUGAGGAAGAGGGGGGUUUACUUCGGGGCCAUGGGCAUGGUGUGGGCGGUGGCCUCGGCGGUUGGGCCGGUGCUCGGCGGUGUUUUCACCAGUGAGGUGACCUGGCGGUGGUGUUUCUACAUCAACUUGCCCAUUUCUGGCGUAGGCAUGGCGGUGCUGGCAUUCGUGCUCAAGCUGCACAAUCCGCGUACGCCCAUGCGCCAGGGCCUGGCCGCCGUCGACUGGCUUGGGUCGGUGACUGUCGUGGGCGCCACCCUGAUGGUCAUGCUCGGGCUGGAGCUCGGCGGUGUCACCUUUCCCUGGAGCUCGCCAACCGUCGUGUGCCUGCUCGUGUUUGGUUUCGUCACGGCGGGCCUGUUUAUCCUCAUCGAGUGGAAGUUCGCCGAGUACCCGCUGGUGCCCAUGUACCUCUUCAGCAACCUAUCCAGCGGCGCGUCUCUCUUGACCGGGGCGUUGCAGGGUUUUGUCUUCCUCUCGGGCAGCUACUACUUGCCGCUGUACCUUCAGGCCGUCCUGGGGGCGUCGCCGUUGAUGUCGGGAGUAUAUAUUCUCCCGUGGGUCAUGUCCCUCUCCCUCGUCUCCGCCGGCACGGGCCUCGUGAUCAAGAAGACGGGAAAAUACCUCCCUUCUAUCAUCUUCGGCAUGGCCGUCAUGACCCUCGGCUUCGGUCUCUUCAUCGACCUCGAGCCGCGGGCGAACUGGACCAAGAUCAUCAUCUAUCAGCUUGUGGCCGGCAUCGGAGUUGGCCCGAACUUCCAGGCCCCUCUCAUCGCUCUUCAGACGACGGUUGCGCCCCGUGACAUGGCCUCGGCUACGGGCACCUUCGCCUUUCUUCGGCAGCUGUUUGCCUCGAUUUCCAUCGUCAUAGGCGGCGUGGUGUUCCAAAACGGCAUGGAGAAGCAAUAUCCCCGACUUCGGGAGCAACUCGGGCCAGAAGCUGCGGAAUUGUUCUCUGGCAGCAACGCCGCGUCCAGCGUCGGUCUCGUCAAGGACCUUCCCGAGAACCAACAGCAGAUCGCGAGGGAGGCCUAUUUUGACAGCUUGCGGACUAUGUACAUCAUGUACGUCGCCUUUGCCGGGCUAGGUUUGUUGGUCUCGUUCCUUGUUGGCUCGCGCCAGCUCAGCAAGGACCACACAGAAACCAAGACGGGUCUGGAUCACCUGAAGCAGUCAAACCAAGACCGCCUGGACAAGGUCGCAAACGGAAAAGUGAAGGAUGAAGAGAAGGGGCAGCUUGCGGAAGUGUCUGGAAGUUCCGAGGGGGAGAAGAAGGAGGAGGCAGGGUUGCGGAGUGAGCCGCGCAACGGUGCAGAGGGUGAAGCCGUCACGAGGUAG